AUGUUUGUAAAUUGACUGACAGUACUCAAAAUUUCCUAUGACAGAGUCAGAGCUAUUCACGAACUUGGAAGCGCAAAAGAGAUAAAAGAUUGCUGACAGUACUGUCAGUCAAUUUUCGAACACGGCCUUAGCGUGGAACUAACCACAGGCCUUGACCAAUCAGAAUCGAGCGCAAGUAUAUUUGAAUCACAGCGUUCGAUUGCAACGAACGUUUCUCGCAUUUCUUAACGGCUAUCAUUUUGUGGCUAAAAUGAUUUCCGGAGUUAGUUUUGUGCUGGAAUGCAUGAUUUUUGCAAGUUGAAUACCCUCGAUAAAAUUUCCUACGAAUCUCUCGGCUAAUCAGAAUGAUCUUGGAAAUGAUACUUCUAUUUUAUGUCACCUCACGAAGCAUCGCGUACAAUGCUGGCCUGGCGUUGAAAGAGAUUGGCGAAAAAGAAUAUCUCCUAAUAAAAGCUAAAUCAACUUUGCCACAACAUGGUAAAUGCUGGCACGAUGCGCUUAAAGACAUUAAAGCUAGCUGCGACAAUUUAAAUGACAGAGAACAUUCUCUGCUUGCAUUGCGAUUGACUAAUUGUUUUCUCGAAGACUCCGGCCAUAUCACUUAUGACUGCUUUCUCAACGAUGAAGAGGCUGGACGACGAAAAUGCAUACACGAUAUGUCUGACCGUGCUUUUGGUGCUUACAACGCAUUCUUUACCCAGACGACAAACAUUUGUUACUUUUUGAAUCAAGAGGUGUGGCAAUCUGAAACUGACCAAACCAUAAAGCAGUUGUAUCGUGCCUCGUCUCGCAUGAAUCAACAACUACUUGAAGCUUCAGCUAUGCAAAGCGCCAUGCUGGAGAGUCAAAGAGAAGGACUGAUGCUGCAAAAUGAACUUCUGCAUCACGGACAACAAUUAGGCACAGUUAUAAAGUCAUCGGCUGAAACUGUUACCAACAUGGUAUCGGAUUUCAAAGAAAAUGCAAGCGAACAGAGAGAACUCCUGCAUCAAAUAUUCUCUCACGUACAUGUUUUUCAAAAUUGGAUUGUCGGCGAAGUUUCGUGGUUUCAGUCUAUAAUAUUUUACACGGUUGGCUGUAUAUUAUGCGGGUUAUUUACAUCUUCGAAAAGAACAGCCGAUGCCAGGAUUACCGUGUUUGUUGCACUGAGCUUGAAUGUAGUUGUGGAACGAAUGUUAGUACAAUAUUACAACAAAGGGAAUUCGGAUGAUGCCAAGAUUGAACUCUCCCACAUUACUUGGAUAUUUCGCAAGAUUGUUUUAACAUUUUGUACAGUCACUUUGAUUUUUACUUCCUUUCUGUACAGAGACGAACAAUUGGAAAAUUCCAAAACUCUCAAACGAAUCGAAUAUCAGUUGAAAUCUUUGCAUGAUUUGAAAAAACCUGUUCGCUUUUCAAGAAGACUGGCGAUACGACGACAGCAAGAGUCACGAGAAUUGGAAGAACUGAAGUUGGACAGCUUAAGGAGCAGCAGGCGUCUCAAAGAUGCCUGAAUUAUCGGCACGAGCAUAUCAAUGAUUCAUUAAUGAAUUUACAAUUCAGAUUUCUACAUAAUUUCAAAUCAACACGGCUACCUCUUCAAGUCGCGACAUGUUUUAUGUUGUAGACGAACAACUGGAGACAGGAAUAUCUAAUUUAAUGUUCCUUGCUUUUAUUGUAUGUUAUAUCACACACACAGCCUUAUAAUUGUGCCUGACAUGAAAUUGUACAUUUAUGUAAAAAUACUAAAAGGGCGGAAUCUGAGAUUUGUAGAAAGUUGGCAAGACUCGGUUUUGAAAAUCGAAAAUAAUAAGAAUAUAAUUUAUAUUACAUUAUAUACAUUUCGAAUUGGUACUGUUUAUAUAUUUUCUAAAUAUUUAAAUGCACCAAAAAAUAAAUCGUGAAAACUUAUACAUGCCGCAAUAGUGACGUAGGUAGGUAUUUCAAACGAGUGAGUUUCAACACAUGCGUUUAACUUUUCGCAUACCGUUUCAAUUUCACCUCACAUUACUCUUUCAUUCGUAUCUUAAAAAUAAGAUUUUUCUAUAAUAAGUAAACAAAUAAAUAUAUAAAUAAUUUAUAAAUUAUUGCAAUAAAUAUUAUUGAACUAAUUCGGGAUACCAGAUAGAAACUCAAUUUCUAGAUGAAGUUUUUGGCUAGAGAAACUGAGGUUAAUCACACUUACACGUUAUUAAUCUACACUCUGGGCGGUUUUUCGUAGAUUUUCGGAGUCUGAUCAUUUGUCUUCUGAGGUUGUUUGGUACUACAUUUUCUAAGAACCUAUAAUUUUGUAAAAAAUCAUUUUUAAUCGGAUGGAUCAUAAUGCUUACUACAUACAUCAUUAAAUUGAUAUAAAAUAUUUCGAUUCAGACUCACCUUCGAGUUCUUUUGGAGAACUUAUAGUUUACCACAAGUUUGUUCAAUUCGCAAGCGAAUCGUUCCGAACAAUCGCGACCUUCGAUCGCAUCCCAAGCAACUUUACUAAGUUGAAAAUAUUCAUUCGAAGAAUUCCUUGAGGCGAAAUUUUCGAUUUUUGGUAAAAACAGCACAGAUGCCAUGAAUAUCAACGCCAUUCCUAUGAAUCCACUGAUGGCCAUGAACAGUGGAUUUGCGACUUGUUUUUCCGACGAUGCUGCAGUUAAGUCUGCAUGUUGCGGUUUAAUAUUGUGUUGCUAAAAAUUACUUUAUUAUUUAUACUGUAAAUCAGCAUGUAUAGAUUCAAAGCACAUUACGCACAUAGAUAAAACUAGUCAAUAUUAUAACUCACAAUUGUAUUGUACGCAUGAUUGACUUGUAGCUCAUUCAUAAAACUUUUCAGUGGAUAAAAAUAGUAGUAAUAUCCAGGUGGGCCAGAAUUUAGCCUAAGUUGAUUUCCAAUAAUCUGAGGCACCUGCCCAUGAGGAAAUGAAUUUUUUACCAAUGAUAAACUCAGUGGAGAACCCUGCUGUAAUGCCUUACUGUAGAGUAUUGCGAGAUCUUUGCGUGUCAAGCCAAGCGGGGCGGGUUCUUUGACAAUUUGAACGGGUUUCAAAAUUGUUUGAGGAGCCGGAACCUGAGUGAGAUAAAAAAAUAAGCAGGUAGAAAAUUGUUUGUGAUCGUAAAAAAAAAAAAAAAUUAAUAGAUAUAGCGAUAAAUAAGAUGGUGAAUUACU
This is a messenger RNA of Neodiprion virginianus, 3130 nucleotides long. RefSeq lists its product as uncharacterized. The transcript is spliced from 8 exons. The record is from RefSeq and is a predicted model, not a curated record. NCBI's taxonomy places the organism in Eukaryota, Metazoa, Arthropoda, Insecta, Hymenoptera, Diprionidae. Bases 345 to 1493 code for a protein of 382 amino acids.